Molecule: messenger RNA, 1749 nt
Organism: Zasmidium cellare ATCC 36951
Lineage: Eukaryota; Fungi; Ascomycota; Dothideomycetes; Mycosphaerellales; Mycosphaerellaceae
Exons: 1
Coding region: 1-1749 (582 amino acids)
Biological process (GO): tRNA wobble base 5-methoxycarbonylmethyl-2-thiouridinylation
Cellular component (GO): cytoplasm; elongator holoenzyme complex; nucleus
Molecular function (GO): iron-sulfur cluster binding; catalytic activity
Source: RefSeq, a predicted model, not a curated record
AUGGCGACGAUGACGGAGACGCAGACCGAGACGGUCAAGAAGAAACGCCUCGGCGCCGCCAAAACCGCAAAACUCGCCCCCGAAAACGAGCGAUACGUUCGAGCAUGUGCCGAUGUAGCGAACCACCUCGUCGAAGACUACGAAAAGUCGCAGCAGCCUGGCGCAGUCCGAAAAGACAUCAAUCUGAACUCUUUGCGCAGUCAGUUCGCCAAGAAGCACUUCUUGUCUCGCCAGCCGCCUCUCACGGACAUCAUUGCGGCGGUGCCGGAGCAAUAUAAGAGAUAUAUCCUGCCCAAGUUGAUAGCCAAGCCUAUCCGAAGUGCGAGUGGUAUUGCGGUGGUGGCAGUCAUGUGCAAGCCUCAUAGAUGCCCACAUAUUGCCUAUACGGGCAACAUCUGCGUGUAUUGCCCGGGAGGACCAGACUCGGACUUUGAGUACAGCACACAGUCAUACACCGGCUACGAGCCUACCAGUAUGCGUGCUAUAAGAGCGCGAUAUGAUCCGUUCGAGCAGGCUCGCGGACGUGUUGACCAGAUCAGGAAUCUGGGCCACAGUGUCGACAAGGUCGAGUACAUCAUCAUGGGCGGCACAUUCAUGAGCUUGAGCCCGAAGUACAGGGAAGAGUUCAUUUCGCAACUGCACAACGCCCUGUCCGGCUACCAGACGAACAACGUCGACGACGCCGUGACUGCAGGUGAGCAAAGUACAACAAAAUGCAUUGGCAUUACCAUCGAGACUCGUCCAGACUACUGUCUCCCUCCUCAUCUUUCCGACAUGCUGCGUUAUGGAUGCACCAGACUGGAAGUCGGCGUGCAGAGCCUGUACGAAGAUGUUGCUCGCGACACAAAUCGCGGCCACACUGUCAAAGCAGUCUGCGAGACGUUCUGUCAAGCCAAAGAUGCAGGCUUCAAAGUCGUCUCACACAUGAUGCCUGAUCUGCCUAACGUUGGUCUCGAACGAGACCUUUUUCAAUUCCAAGAAUACUUCUCUAACCCAGCCUUCCGCACCGAUGGACUCAAAAUCUACCCGACUCUCGUUAUUCGUGGAACAGGUCUCUACGAGUUGUGGCGAACAGGACGAUACAAGAACUACACCCCAAAUGUCCUCAUCGACAUCGUGGCACGCAUUCUCGCCCUAAUCCCACCUUGGACCCGCAUCUACCGCGUGCAGCGAGACAUUCCUAUGCCCCUUGUCACAUCUGGCGUGGAGAAUGGCAACUUGCGUGAGCUCGCACUCGCCCGUAUGAAGGACUUUGGCACGACUUGCCGUGACGUCCGCACAAGAGAAGUCGGCGUCAACGAAGUCAAGCACAAACUACGGCCCAACCAAGUCGAGCUUGUUCGGAGAGACUACACUGCCAACGGUGGCUGGGAAACUUUCCUGGCCUACGAAGACCCCAAGCAGGACAUCCUCAUUGCCCUGUUGCGACUGCGAAAGUGUUCAGAAAAGUACACUUACCGGGAUGAGCUUGUCUCACAGCCAAGUAGUCUGGUCCGAGAGCUUCACGUCUAUGGAUCCGCGGUUCCGAUUCAUGAGAGAGUCAAGGGGAAGAGCCAGCACCAAGGCUACGGCACUUUGCUCAUGGAGGAAGCAGCAAGAAUCGCGCGCGAUGAGCAUGGUUCGAAGAAGUUGUCUGUGAUCUCUGGUGUCGGUGUGCGAGGGUACUACAAGAGGCUAGGUUAUUGGCUUGAUGGUCCGUACAUGAGCAAGUGGUUGGAGCGGGACGGCGACGAGAGCGACGAUGACUGA